AUGACACUACACAGACAUUUGUUGUCUCUGUCUUAUAAAAAGAGAGAAGGCGUUGCAAACAUAGAACCUAGUGGUACUGCUGCAGAAGAGGAUCAAGGAAAGGUAUAUUCUGUGGAAAAAGUGUUAGAUAAACGUUCCAGAAAUAAUAUGGUAGAAUAUUUCAUUAAGUGGAGCGGGUACGAUGACAAGAAUAAUACUUGGGAACCCAGGGAAAAUCUUUAUUGGGGAAAGAAAAGAAAAAGAAAUGGAAAAAUUGGGCAUGGUGGCCGUGGCCGUUUACGUACACUUUCAAGAUCAACAGUUGCAACUAGUUGUUCAUCAGAAACUCGUCGUCAAGAGACCAGGAUUGAAACGGACGAAGAAAUUGAAAAUAUUGACACGGUCAAUGAUUUUUCUGCCACACUACCAAUACCUAAGAUUCCGGAAAAAAUUAUGGGUAAAACUGUUGAAAAUGGCCAGUUGGUAUUUUUGAUGAAAUGGAGAGGAAUAGAAGAAUUCAAUUUAAUCCCAGCUAAAGAGGCUAAUUUAAAGUACCCUCAAAUCGUUAUCAAGUAUUACGAAGAAAAAUUUCAUAAAAUAUAA
Messenger RNA from Metopolophium dirhodum (rose-grain aphid), 582 nucleotides. Its product is annotated as chromobox protein homolog 3-like. Gene Ontology annotation, cellular component: pericentric heterochromatin; nucleus. Gene Ontology annotation, molecular function: chromatin binding. The transcript has 3 exons. Lineage: Eukaryota; Metazoa; Arthropoda; Insecta; Hemiptera; Aphididae. Bases 1 to 582 code for a protein of 193 amino acids. The record is from RefSeq and is a predicted model, not a curated record. Gene Ontology annotation, biological process: chromatin organization; negative regulation of transcription by RNA polymerase II.